AAAAAACAACAACGCCCAAAUCCAUCAAGGCUUCAGGAUCAUUCGAUUCAACGCGUAUCCUACCCAGAGACGCGUUCCUAUAAGUACACAUCCUUCAACAACAAGAUCAGUUCAGCCCUACAUGACCAUGAUCAAAUACUAAAGAAACUUGAAGAAAAGCAAUGUUUGAAUAUCGUAAUUGAGGAACUCAAAGCUCAAGUUGUGCUCCAAGCGUUGAAGAAGAGCUACGAGAAUGAUGCAUAAAUAAUUCAUGCGACACUUCUACCUUAAACAUCCAGCGAGCGAAUAGCUAAGUGAUGAUGGCAAGGUGCGUAACCUGCUCUGGGUAUGUUAGAUUGUUUACUUUCAAGCGGUCUAUAAAAUGACUCAUUUUCUACGUGAAAUUUCCAUCAAAUUGUAAGCUCCUGGCUCGCACGUCGCUUUGGUGCAGGGUGCACCUCCAAAAGCCAUAUCAUAGCGUUCAAGAUGUGCUCUGUACGAAGCGUUAUCUACGACGACCGUGUAGUGAUAAACGUAAGCGGCAUGAUAUUUGAAACGCGCCAGACGACGUUAUCACGUUUUCCAGACACGCUCCUGGGCAACGAGGAGAAGCGAAGCAAGUUUUACGUACCGGAAUUUAAAGAGUACUUCUUCAACCGCAAUCGAUCGGCCUUUGAGGCAAUCCUUUAUUAUUACCAGUCCAGUGGACGACUCAGGCGGCCGGCUGAAGUCCCGAUGUGUAUUUUUAAGCAAGAAAUUGAGUUUUUCGAACUGGGAGAUGAAGUUUUGAGUGACAUUCGACUAAAGGAAGGGUAUCUGAGUAUAAACGAAAGUCCACGAGAACUUCCUAAAAAUAAACUUCAGCGCAAAAUCUGGGAACUCUUUGAUCAACCCGACACGUCGUUUGCGGCAUCGUGUUUAGCCAUAUUUUCUGUCAGCGUUAUCGUCGUGGCAAUUGCAGUCUCUAUCGCAGAAACUGUACCCUCGAUAAGAGAAAAGAAAGCCGACUUCGCUAAUUUUGCAGACACCGCAGAGGAGCCGGUCUGGAGCGAAGACACCUGGUUUCUUCUAGAAUUAGCUUUCAACACUUGGUUUACAAUCGAGUAUUUAGUUCGGCUGUUCACUUCCCCGAACAAGUGCAGUUUUUUUACGUCGAUUUUGAACAUUAUCGACCUGGUGGCCAUCGCUCCGUUCUAUGUUUCGCUUCUUCUCACCAAGUCCGAAGCAAGCUCAGUGGCAGCGCUACGAAUAUUACGGAUCGUUCGAGUUUUUAGAAUCUUCAAGCUCUCCCGUUAUUCCAAGAGUCUUCAGAUAAUUGGGUAUUGCGUGUUUGAGAGCUUCAGAGAAUUAGGGCUUUUAAUUCUGUGUCUGUUUUUCAGUGUGAUUGUUACAGCUAGCCUUUUGUAUUAUAUCGAAGUGGGAAGUGACAAGACGGAUUUCCAUAGUGUACCUGCAACAUUUUGGUUCUCAAUACAAACCAUCACAACAAUAGGAUAUGGAGACAUGGUACCUCACAGCCCUUUAGCAAAACUUAUGUCGGCUGCUUGUGCAAUAUUUGGCGCGGUGACUCUCGCACUACCCGUCCUAACAUUUGUAUCGAAUUUCAAUACUCUUUAUUACAAGAACAUGUUGGAGAAGGACGAGGCUCGUGAAAAUCGCGAAACAUCAGAAGCCGCAAGCGAACUGGAUUCACUAUUGAACAACAGUGAAGAAAUCCCUCAAAGACAUAAUAAGUACUACAGAUAGUAGUAAUGAAAUUAGCGCCGUCAAAAUAUAGGGGACUUUCAGGAAAUAACGCAUUGAAUUUAUUAAAGAAUUUACGAUGAAAAAGUACUUUAUUAUCAUUGAGGUGUAAUGCAUAAAUUAUAACGUUUAAACUUAUCUUCACCAUGAGUGAUCGCUCGCAGAGUUGAGCGAUUGCAAUAUUGUUUUUGGUUCGUUCUUCGUUUCCAAUUGAAACCUUCCAUUAGGCUGACAUGAAAAAGUACAAAAGGAGUUCAAAUUGAUGCUCCGUUUGCGACCGCACAGGGAAUUUCACUCUUGUGGUUUCAUUACUUUGAAAAUGCGUACAUUAAUGGCGAGUAAACCGUAUGCAAAACAAUGUCUUGUUUUGGCAAAGCCCAGUAGGUUAUCUACCUGAACCGGAUAGAGAACAAAUUGAUUUUACCGACUGGUUAGAAAAUCUGUCCAUCAAGAUUAAGGCAAGAUUGUUUUCCUUUUUUUUUCAACCCAAUCUUUAAUUUAAAGAACAGUCGUGCCAAUUCAUUUUCUUUGCGUACGUUUGAAAUGGCAAAUGGCAAAUUAACGAAUUGGGAAUUAAUUAUACCACUAGCUGGCAAGGGGUGAAAUUUUUAUCUGGAAAUAGUGCUCGACGAGUCAAAAUUAAUAGCAACUCUGGUCAAGAGCAAAAAAAUAAAUUAUGAUCGUCCAAACCCAGCAGUUUAUAGAAGAAUUACGGCUUCUGUAUGUUCCAUACCUUUUUUUCCACAUAGAAAUUUAAAAUCAAACUAUCAGUAAUUUCUCAUGUAUAAAUAAUGCUUUCUGGCAACAUUUAUAAUGCUUUCGUCGUAAUAAGAGAGAAUUAAUGAUUUUUUCCCCGUGAACAAAACAAAUUCUCUUAUUUGAUUCUGGGAGAUCGUGCGUGGGUACAAAUAACUCCUCUAGAGCUUGUUAUGACUGUGUACUGAGUGCCUUCUGAAUAUUUACCAACACCUUUAAAAUAAUCCUGCACAAAUACGUUGGUUAUUUCAUAAGAAAGUCCGAAUGAAAUCCUCUGGUAUAAUUCUGAAAUCUCUUGUAGUCUUCUUUCAUUUCCUGCCAGAAAAA
Pocillopora verrucosa is the source of this 2805-nucleotide messenger RNA. Its product is annotated as potassium voltage-gated channel subfamily A member 2-like. Gene Ontology annotation, molecular function: protein binding; delayed rectifier potassium channel activity. Gene Ontology annotation, cellular component: voltage-gated potassium channel complex; membrane. The record is from RefSeq and is a predicted model, not a curated record. Gene Ontology annotation, biological process: protein homooligomerization; potassium ion transmembrane transport. NCBI's taxonomy places the organism in Eukaryota, Metazoa, Cnidaria, Anthozoa, Scleractinia, Pocilloporidae.